Messenger RNA from Geosmithia morbida, 2121 nucleotides. RefSeq names its product acetoacetyl-CoA synthetase. The transcript is spliced from 4 exons. Gene Ontology annotation, biological process: lipid metabolic process. The record is from RefSeq and is a predicted model, not a curated record. NCBI's taxonomy places the organism in Eukaryota, Fungi, Ascomycota, Sordariomycetes, Hypocreales, Bionectriaceae. Gene Ontology annotation, molecular function: acetoacetate-CoA ligase activity. Gene Ontology annotation, cellular component: cytosol. Bases 1 to 2121 code for a protein of 706 amino acids.
AUGGGAGACAAGAUGGAAGCUACAAAGAGGCGGAAGCUCUGGGAGCAUCCGAACCCAAAGAGUACGGCCAUGUGGGCAUUUAUGCAGGAGGUCAAUGAACGGGAAGGACUGAAUCUCAGUACGUUCGAUGACCUCUACAGAUGGACAUGCGAGAACCGCAGCCGAUUCUUCGGGCAGCUGUGGGAGUCUCAGGGCCGGAUCCACGAGGGAACGUACGAACGGGUAGUCGACGAGUCGAUCCCCAUCUCGAGCCUCCCACGGUGGUUUGAAGGGCUGAGGCUCAACUUUGCCGAGAACGUGCUCUGGAACAGCGGUGAAGGCAGCAAGGCAACCAGGUCGACGCUCAACAAGGAAGAUGACCGGGUGGCCAUCACCGAGAUCCGCGAGGGCAACACGGAUAUCCGCAGCGUGAAGUGGGGUGAGCUGAGGAGCCGCGCGGCCGAGCUGGCGGGAGCCCUGGCAAGCAGGGGAGUGACCAAGGGUGACAGGGUCGUGGCCGUCGGAGCCCACAGCGUGCAGACCCUGCUCGUCAUGUUGGCGACGCAGUGGCUCGGAGGCAUCUUCAGCAGCAGCUCGACCGAUAUGGGUGUUGCGGGGCUGCUGCAGCGGACUGUUCAGAUCGAUCCCAAGCUUGUCUUCUUCGACGACGCCGCCCUGUAUAAUGGGAAAAAGGUAGAUCUGCGAGACAAGAUAGCCGGCGUGGUGCAGGGCAUGAAGCAGUGCGGCAGCUUCCAGGGUAUCGUGGCCAUACGACGAUUCGGCAGGCCGAUGGACACGACCGGCAUCGAGAGGACGGAAAGGCUCGAGGACUUCCUGGGGAAGUGGAAGGGUCAGGGGCAAGCCUCUGCGCCGCCCAUCGUCCGCGUGGGAUUCCAGGACCCGGCAGUGGUGUACUACUCGUCCGGGACGACGGGGACGCCCAAGGCCAUCGUGCACGCCGUGGGGACGCUGCUCAUCAACCAGGGAAAGGAGUCGAGGCUCCACCACGAGUCCAGCUCCGACGACGUGCACCUCCAGUACACCACCACGGGGUGGAUCAUGUACCUCAGCAGCGUGGGGCACCUCCUCGUAGGCGGACGCACCAUCCUCUACGACGGUUCGCCGCUGGCCCCGGACGUGCGCGUGCUGCUGCGCAUCGCCGAGCAGCAGGGCGUCACCAUGCUCGGCACGAGCCCGCGCUGGAUGGCCGAGCUGGCCAAGGCCGGGGUCGUCCCCCGGCGCGACUUUGACCUGUCCCGACUGCGACUCGUCACGAGCACCGGCAUGGUCCUGCCCGACCAGAUGUAUGAGUGGUUCUACGAUGUGGCUUUCGACCCCAAGGUUCACCUGUCCAACAUCUGCGGCGGCACCGACAUCGCCGGAUGCUUCGUCCUCGCCAACCCCCUGACGCCCGUGUACGUGGGCGGCUCCCAGGGGCCGUCGCUGGGCAACUGCGUCGCCGUCUUCGACCACGACCUCCCGGAGGGAAGCAAGGGGACGCCGCUCCCCCCCGGCAGACCGGGCGACCUGGUAGCCACGGCGGCCUUCCCCAACCUGCCGGUGUGUCUGUGGAACGACGGCGAGCCAGGGAGCGCCCCGGGACCCAAGUACCGCUCCGCGUACUUCUCGCGCUUCUCCGAGGCCUGGGCCCAGGGCGACUUCUGCCAGGUCGACGCCGCGACGGGCAACAUGCGGAUGCUCGGCCGGUCGGACGGCGUGCUCAACCCGAGCGGCGUGCGCUUCGGCAGCGCCGACAUCUACGCCGUCGUCGAGCGCCACUUUGCCGCCCAGGUGCGCGAGAGCAUCUGCGUGGGGCAGCGCCGGCCGCGGGACGACGACGAACGCGUCGUCCUGUUCCUGCACAUGCGCGAGGGUCACAGCCUGGACGAGGCGCUGGCGGCGCGCAUCCGGGACGCCAUCGCCCGCGAGUUCACGAAGCGCCACGUCCCGCGCUUCAUCUUUGAGAUGCCAGAAGUGCCCGUCACCGUCAACGGGAAGAAGGUCGAGCUGCCCGUCAAGCACAUCAUCUCCGGACGCACCGUCAAGCCGAGCGGUACGCUGCUCAACCCCCAAAGCCUCGAAUACUUUUACCGUUUCCAAGACGUGGAGAAGUUGGCCUCGGGUCCACAGGCCAAACUGUGA